Cordyceps fumosorosea ARSEF 2679 is the source of this 891-nucleotide messenger RNA. Its product is annotated as short chain dehydrogenase. NCBI's taxonomy places the organism in Eukaryota, Fungi, Ascomycota, Sordariomycetes, Hypocreales, Cordycipitaceae. Bases 1 to 891 code for a protein of 296 amino acids. Gene Ontology annotation, molecular function: oxidoreductase activity. The record is from RefSeq and is a predicted model, not a curated record. The transcript is spliced from 3 exons.
AUGCCCCCAUCCACCAAACCCGUCGCCCUCGUCAUCGGCGCCUCGCGCGGCAUCGGCCGCCAAGUCGCCGUCGACUUUGCCGCCAACGGAUACGCCGUCGUCGUUGCCGCCAAGACGGUCAGCGACCCCGGCCAGCCCAUCACCGCCAUCCCGGACCCCAAGUCCAGCGCGUCCACAAUCACCACCGUCAGCCACGAGAUCCGCCUCGCUGGCGGCGACGCCCAUCCCGUACAGGUCGACAAAUACGGCCGCCUCGACGUCCUCAUCUACAACUCCGGCGCCAUCUACUGGGCCUCCGUCGAGGACACCCCCCUGAAGCGCUUCAAGCUCAUGCAGGCCGUCAACCCCGAGGGCCUCUACGCCGCCGUCCAGGCCUCCCUGCCGCACCUGCGCGCCGCCCCCUCCGGCCGCGUCCUCGUCGUCUCGCCGCCCAUCUACAGCCGCUUCUUCCGCGGCAAGACCGCCUACGCCAUGGGCAAGGUCGGCAUGUCCGUCCUCACCAAGGGCCUCGCCAUGGACCUCCGCCGCCAGGGCCUCGACCGCCGCAUGGCCAUCACCAGCCUCUGGCCGGCGGUGGCCAUCGAGUCCGCCGCCACGGAGCGCAUGACCAGGUUGAACCCGGGGGAGGCGCGCGACCUCCGACGGCCGACCAUCUUCUCGGACGCGAUGCUGGCGAUCGUCAAGGCCCCCGCGGCGGAGGUCAACGGCGAGCUGCUGCUGGACGAGGACUUCUUGCGGGAGCGCUGCGGGGUGACGGAUUUCGGGAGCUAUAGCGUGGUGGAGGGCGCGGAGCCGCGGCGAAUCAUGCCGGCGAAGUUGCCGGACUUGCGCGUGGCGGAGCAGGACGACGAGGGGAAGCGCGUGGACAGCACAAAGUUGGCGAAGCUGUAA